AUGAAAAGUACGCAAUCCCCAAUUAUUAACGGCUGUGCUGUCAAGUGGGGAGGAAUCAAACUGCGAGUUUUCUCGCGCCUUUGAUCGGCACAGGCUUCUCGCAGUUGCUUAGUCCCUUACCAUAUACAUGAGUUCUACUCGUCAAGAAUGCACCCUUGGAACAUCCUGGGGCGAAGUGGCAGUUUAGAGUCAAUGAUAUCUCGAUCUGUCCUAGACUAACGAAAGAACAAACCCAAGUGAAAAGAAGACAAAUAUAGGAAAAGCCAACGAAAAGUCAGAUGAAGAGCUAUACAAAAAGGAAAGGGAAUUUCAACUCUCGUCCAAAUUCCCUACAGACACCAUACCCGUGCGUGACAACAAUAACGACACACGAUAUGCUAUUGAGUGCUCACUGGAGGCCGCGCGUUUAGUGAGCAAACUAAUUCCACAACUACAAAGGUGCAAACCAAGAAAAGCCUAUGAAACAAAUAAAGGAAAACUAAUCCUGGAAGAGAACCAACGAGCAUCCACAGGAUGA
Molecule: messenger RNA, 517 nt
Organism: Porites lobata
Lineage: Eukaryota; Metazoa; Cnidaria; Anthozoa; Scleractinia; Poritidae
Source: the annotation of a GenBank genome assembly